Molecule: messenger RNA, 1979 nt
Organism: Nicotiana tabacum (common tobacco)
Lineage: Eukaryota; Viridiplantae; Streptophyta; Magnoliopsida; Solanales; Solanaceae
Molecular function (GO): zinc ion binding; nucleic acid binding
Source: RefSeq, a predicted model, not a curated record
AUUUGCAUCAGUAUGGUAUUUCUGUAAUUACUGCAAAAGAAAGACCUAUUUUUGGAACUUACUAUCAGCAUUUCCUCUUCAAAAGUCUGAUCAAGUACAGUCUCUGUUCCUUUUUCCCACUGAAACAAGAACUUGAUAGAACUCAAGCUGAGGACAUUGCUACAAUUAGAAGCGAAGGAAAAAGAAGAUUUUCCUAAAUGGAUUUUCUAAGUUUUACGCUUCAGUUGAUCGAUUUCCUGGCUUGGCCGGUAGUUGCUCUGGGCUAUCCUAUAUGUGCUUCAAUCCGAGCAAUUGAGACUUGCUCCAAGUAUCACAUGAGGAAGCUAGUCACAUAUUGGACCAUCUUUUCUUUUAUUUCUCUGUUCGAGCAUGUAUUUGAGAAACUUAUUGAAUGGAUUCCUUUGUGGCCUUAUAUAAAAUUAAUUGCCAUAUGUUGGUUGGUAAUACCUGAGUUUAACGGCGCAUGUUAUUUUUAUCAAAAUCUUGUUCAUCCAUGUUUUCCAUUGAAACUGCACGAUGUUAUUGCUCAGUUUUAUGGUUGUUGUUAUGUUUGCCAACGCUUUGCAUAUCUGUGCUCGUUUGUCAACCUUCAAACUUUCACUGACUGGUUUAACAAGCCAAUGGAGGAUCCGUCUCUCCAGAAUGAAACAUUUUGGGAUGUGGCAGAGAUGUAUCUUGAGGAAAAUGGAUCUGAUCCGCUGGUGAAACUUAUUGCAAGCAAGACAGCGUGUGAAGGGAGUGGUCCUGUUUGGGAAGAUAUCAAAGUGAUGAUCGCAAAACAUGAAGUAGCUGUGCCCAAACAGGUUGAAAGUGUGAAGGAAAAUCAAAUUCAGCUUGAGAAGAAAACGGUAGGAAUGCGGGUCGAGGAAAUGAUAGUUCCAGCAGAUGUUGAAGAGAUUAAACUUCCAGAGAUUACUUCUGUAAAGCAAGUUCAGACAGAGUGGACUUGUGCAGUAUGCCAAGUGACAACCACCUCAGAGCAUAACUUGAAAUCCCAUCUUAACGGAGGGAAACAUAAGGCAAAGUGUGAAGAGCUGAAAACUUGCAAGCAAGUGGCCAAAAGUGAAGGAAUCUCACCUGUUACAACAAAGUCAAGUCAGCUUAAUCAGGCGCAAGUAAAACAUGCUGCUGCAGCACAAUCAGAGCACAGUACUAAUGAAGCAGCUGAGCCCAAACAGGUUAAAAGUGUGAAGGAAAAACUAGUUCAGAUCAAGGAAACAGCGUUUCCAGCAGAUAAUACCAAAGAGAUUAAACUCCGGGAGACUAAUUCUUUAAAGAACGUUCAGAAAGAGUGGACUUGUGCAGUAUGUCAAGUGACAACCACCUCUGAGCAUGACUUGAAGUGCCAUCUUCUAGGAAGGAAACAUAGGGAAAAGUGUGAAGAGCUGAAAGCUUGCAAGAAAAAGGCCAAAACUGAAAGAAAUCCACCAGACCAGCUUAAGAAGGAGCAAGUAAAGCAUGCACACUCCGCACAAAUAACGCGCAGUGCUUAUGAAAAGCCAAAAGAAAAGGUCCAACUAGGAGCUACUCGACAACAUGAAAAGCAGAAGCAAGUGAAGAAUGCUGUUGGUGUUACUAAUAAUUCUAAGCUGUGGUGUCGUUUUUGUAACGUUAGGUGCCCUGGCGAGAUUGAUAUGGCUGCGCAUCUUAAAGGAAGGAAGCACUUGGCUAAACUUCAAGAAACAAUGGUUUAGUUUAGGGUAUGUACUGUUGAAGCAUGCAACUUUGUUCUAUUAUUAAUACUAAAGGUUAGUUGCUUAAUCACUGGGAAGAAAAAAGAGGAAAAUUUUAUGUCAAAAGGUGUGAUAUCAUUCUGUUUAUAAUCAGUUGGUGUGAGCAAUUAGAGCUUCUAACAUAUGUAGCCUUUUGUGAUUUGCAUAUCCCCCGUGUUCCCUUGAUGCAUUUUCAUUUAGAGAUACUUGAAUUGUAUGUUUCCUAUUUUGCCCUCAUAUGUAAUUAAAAAGGGACCAUUUUCAUGA